Mauremys mutica (yellowpond turtle) is the source of this 1941-nucleotide messenger RNA. Its product is annotated as broad substrate specificity ATP-binding cassette transporter ABCG2-like. Gene Ontology annotation, cellular component: plasma membrane. Gene Ontology annotation, molecular function: ATP binding; ATP hydrolysis activity; ABC-type transporter activity. The record is from RefSeq and is a predicted model, not a curated record. The coding region runs from base 1 to 1941 and encodes 646 amino acids. The transcript has 16 exons. Lineage: Eukaryota; Metazoa; Chordata; Testudines; Geoemydidae.
AUGGAACUCUCUGAUUCUCAGGACGCUGUUACCCAGCUGAAUGUUCCUGGGCCAACUCUGGCUUUCCAAAAUAUCAGUUACUUUGUCUCCAUCAGCAAGUCCUUUUUCUUGAAAGAAGCAGAAGAAAAGGAAAUUCUCAGGGAUGUCAGUGGCAUUAUGAAGCCUGGAAUGAAUGCCAUUUUAGGACCAACCGGAAGUGGCAAAACCUCACUCCUUGAUGUACUUGCGGGGUGGAAAGACCCAAAGGGGCUUAGAAGUGGACAAAUCUUCAUGGAUGGGAAGUCAGCAAACUCACAGUUUCACCUAUGCUCGGCCUACAUAGUACAGGAGGAUAUUCUCAUGGGAACACUCACUGUCCGUGAGAACCUUCAGUUCUCUGCCAGCUUGCGCCUCCCACAGAGCCGGAACAGUGAAGCAGAAAAGCAGCUGAAGGUCAAUGCAGUGAUACAGGAGCUGGGGCUACAGGAGUGUGCUGACACCAAGAUUGGCACUGAGUUCUUGCGUGGUGUCUCAGGGGGUGAGAAGAAGCGGUGCAGCAUUGGCAUGGAACUAAUCACUGCACCUUCACUGGUAUUCCUGGAUGAGCCAACUACAGGACUGGAUGCCAACACAGCUAAUUCCAUCAUUCAGCUGCUGCACCAACUCUCCAGGAAAGGAAGAACUGUGAUUUUCUCUAUUCACCAGCCACGUUAUUCCAUCUUCCGUCUGCUUGAUCAUCUAACGCUGAUGAACAAGGGAGAAAUAAUUUAUGCAGGACCAGCCGAAGAGUCCACUGGUUAUUUCAACAGUAUAGGUUACCAGUGUGAAGCAUUUAACAAUCCUUUGGACUUCUUCCUGGAUGUCAUUGGUGGAGAGAUCAUGCAGUCCCAGCCUAGUCCAGAGUUAGGGUAUGCAAAUGAUGACCAGAAAGUUACUAGCAGCGAUGACCAUAAAAAUGCGGCCUCAGUGAGAGAGUCCGAUUCUCAUAGCAGCUCUUGUAGUGACAAGAAUCCACUGCCCAUCUACUACCACAAGUCCCGCUACUAUGAGCAGCUGCAGGAAGAGUUGGAAAACCUACAGUCAUUUGAGAGCCACCUCAGCGAUGCAGUUCCAACAAAAGCCACCUAUGCCACCUCAUUCUUCCACCAGCUGUAUGUUGUGAGUAAUCGCAAUGUGAAGAACAUCCUGAGGAAUCCUCAGACAUCCAUUGGUCAGCUCCUUUUGGGCACUUUCUUCUCUGUGUUGGUGGGGCUCAUUUUCUACCAAGUACCUACCACUCUACCUGAAGCCUUUCAGAACAGGUUGGGAGCUUUUUUCUUCCUGGUCAUUAAUCAAGUCUUUGGGAAUCUGUCUGCAGUGGAGCUCUUCAUCAAUGAGAGAAAACUCUUCAUUCAUGAGAGCUCUAGGGGAUACUACAGGACCUCAGCAUAUUUUCUGGCCAAGGUGUUUGCCGAUCUGAUUCCCAAUCGUAUCAUCCCCUUGUUGAUGUUCUCUGGCAUAUCGUACUUCAUGAUGGGUCUGAAACAGGAUGCAGGAUCUUUCUUCCUGUAUGUUCUUUCCCUCAGCCUGACAAAUCUGGCAGCCGUGAGCAUGGCCUUCCUGGUGAGCGCCAGCGUCAGCACCUUCGCCAUCGCUAAUGUCUUAAUCGCACUGCCCUUCGUCUUCAUGAUGGUCUUUGGUGGGUUCCUUGUAAACCUGAACUCCAUGCUGAGUUGGCUGUCCUGGAUCAAAUGGAUCAGCAUCUUCCAUUAUGGAAUGAAUGCCCUGACCAUCAAUGAGCUCCAAGGAGCAGUUUUCCAUUUGAACUCUUCCACGGUCCCUGGAGAGGUGUACUUGCAGCAGCAAGGCAUCAACUACAGCACCUGGGGCUUGUGGGAGAAUGAGGUUGCUCUCCUGUGCUUGUCACUUGCAUUCCUGUUCUUUGCCUACAUCCAGCUGUUAAGAGUGAAUCGCUGGAAGUAA